UACCCUUGGUGAGAGGGGCAACAAUUUUCUGAUAUUUUUUUUUUUUUUUUGUCUUUCCAACCCCUCUUUUUUUAUAUACACAACAUGUCAUUUGUAAAGUCCAUUGUCAAUGCCUCUGCUUUAAUAAAGGCCUCAGCUCCUAAGAGAGCGUUUGCUUCAGCUGUCGAAACCACACCUAGAGUUUUCCCCACAAAGAUUCAAGCUUUCCUCCGUGAUUUCAAGACCAAUGAACCAGUUUCGUUCAUUGAACUUGACAAGAGUGUAUUUGGAGCACCCAUUCGUCGAGAUAUUCUUCACCGUGUGGUUGUCUGGCAACGCGAUGGUAUGCGUCAAGGCACAGCUUCCACUAAAAGCCGUUCUGACAUUCGUGGUAGUGGUAAAAAAGUGGCUCCUCAAAAGGGUCGUGGUAAAGCAAGACAAGGUGAUAACAAGGCACCUCAUAUCACUGGUGGAGGUAUCGCAUUCGGUCCCAAGCCUAGAGAUCACAGUACCGAAUUACCUCGUAAAGUUCAAGAAUUGGGUUUGAGAGUGGCAUUGAGUGCUAAAUAUGCUCAAGAUCAACUCAUCGUGGUUGAAUCGCUUCAAGAUCUCGAAACUCCCAAGACACGCGACCUUUUAGACAUCAUUCAAGCUUCUUACGACGGAUCCAAAAUGUUGGUAGUGAUUGACGAUUGUAGUUUCAACCUUGAAUUAGCUUCUCGUAACAUUCCCAACUGUGAAGUCAUCCAUGUGGAAGAGACUAACGUUUUGGACUUGAUGACCUAUGAUAAGUUGAUUAUUGAAAAGAGCGCCAUCGAGACAUUAGAAGAAGCUCUCAAGGCCGAAUAAGAAAAGAAAAGAAAAAACCUGUACAAAAAAAAAAUAUCAUUAUUAUUAAAAGAAAAAAAACAAAGAAAA
Messenger RNA from Mucor mucedo, 897 nucleotides. Its product is annotated as ribosomal protein L4 domain-containing protein. Bases 85 to 828 code for a protein of 247 amino acids. Gene Ontology annotation, biological process: translation. Gene Ontology annotation, cellular component: ribosome. Gene Ontology annotation, molecular function: structural constituent of ribosome. NCBI's taxonomy places the organism in Eukaryota, Fungi, Mucoromycota, Mucoromycetes, Mucorales, Mucoraceae. The transcript is spliced from 3 exons. The record is from RefSeq and is a predicted model, not a curated record.